CCUCUUUUCUUUUCCGCUGGGCUCGGCUGGCAGCGCCAGUCUGAAAACCCAACAGAUACUUUCAUCGAAAACAACCACAACACAUUACAGUAGUAUUCAUAUUGUUCAACUAAUCUAAUUCUGGAGACACUAAAAAGAGCAGAAUGAGUCUUUUACAUAGCCGCGUCGGCUUAUUUCCGCGUUGGCGAAACAAGGAGGAGGCAACUCACUUGUUUGAGGAAGUUGCUCAAUAUUGGAAAACACACACGAAUGUCCGCCACGCUUGUAAAACAUGUCGUCUUAGGGAGGCAUAAACACUCACGAAGCUCGUAUUGUGUGACGCAAUGAACGACUCGGUGACUCGCAUGACUUACAUACGUAAACUCCGCUACAGUGUACUUUGUCAGGUGGCCGACUUUUUAGACGCCCAGGCCAGGUGGAAGGACGUCAUUAUUUCCAUCCGGAAGUCCGACGGCGAGUUGAGGCGAUUUGAGGGCCUUGUUGCUCAGGGUAAGAGCCCCACGGUGGAGCUGCUGCAUGACUGGGGCAUAUUCAAUGCCACAGUGGGAGAAUUGGUAGACAUUCUCAAGAGUCGAAAGUUACUGGCAGCCGCCAGCGUGCUGUUACCUGAAGAGGUAUUCUCUAUAGAGACACCAUGUGUGUCUCCUGCAGCAGAACCCAACAGCACACAUCCAACUUUGCCGACUUUGAAGAUGGUUCAGACAGAGAUGACGUUAGCGCCUGUUGCCGAUGAGCGUCAGACUCCAAUCCAGCUGAAGAAUGGUGAACCAGACCACGCACAAGGUUUCACCAGUUUCUCAUACAAUGAGCUGAUGGAAAUUACCGGAAACUUUGACGAACGCCCCAUGUCCGACGGCGGCUGCCAGCUCGGAGAAGGAGGCUUUGGGACCGUCUUCAAAGGUUUCCUGCGGGACAAACCCGUGGCAGUUAAAAAACUCAACCCGAUUGAUGACGUCUUUUCUGAUGAGCUGCAAAUUCAGUUUAACCAGGAGGUCCAAACGUUGACAGUGUUGAAACAUGAGAACCUGGUGGACAUGGUGGGCUACUCAUGUGAUGGACAGUACCCAUGUUUGGUUUAUGCCUUCAUGGCGAAUGGAUCCUUGCUGGACAGACUGGCUUGCUUUGAAGGAAGUCCUCCACUGUCCUGGGUACAGAGGUGCUUGAUAGCUGGCGGCACAGCAAGAGGUGUGGAGUAUUUGCACAGCAACCAUCAUGUCCACAGAGAUAUAAAAAGUGCAAAUAUCCUGUUAGAUGAAAAUUUUGUGGCCAAAAUCUCAGACUUUGGCCUGACAAGAGCCUCAGCCAAACGGACGGCAACAACCAUGAUAACAGAAAGGAUCGUCGGUACCUGCGCAUACAUGGCACCCGAGGCGCUGAGGGGGGAGAUCACACCGAAAUCAGAUGUCUUCAGCUUUGGAGUGGUGCUGUUAGAAAUAUUGUCCGGACUCUCUCCAGCAGAUGAAAACCGUGAGCCGCAGCUUUUGAUGGACAUGAGGCAUGACAUCGAUGACGAAGAUGAGGACCUCACUCUGGAGGCCUUUGUAGACAAGAGCAUGAGCGACUGGGACAUGAGCCAGGUGGAUGGCGUGUACUCUUUGGCUGGCAGCUGUCUCCACGAGAGGAAGAACAGACGGCCGCUUAUCACGCAGGUGCUGUCUAAGCUCAAUGGAGUGAUCAAAAACAUUUCACUGGAGUCUUGUGCAUAGGACUGAAGGAUUUUCAUCCCCAGCUUCGAACAUGAGGUGAGCUUGGUAGUGUGCCUAAUGUUAAGUCAUCAGUAGACGAAUGGCUGUGGCAACAUUUUGAUCAACGCAAAUAUUCCCUUUCCUAUUCCGUAGCAAGGCUCCCUCCCUCCCUCUCUCUCUGGGAUCAUGGUCGAUGGAACGUGAUUUUUGAUGGAUGACAUUUUAGUGGAAGCCCCUCAGCGACGUGAUCACCAGCACGCACACACACACACACACACACACACACACGGCUACAUUAUGUA
This is a messenger RNA of Phyllopteryx taeniolatus (common seadragon), 1987 nucleotides long. RefSeq names its product interleukin-1 receptor-associated kinase 4 (gene irak4). Bases 324 to 1706 code for a protein of 460 amino acids. The record is from RefSeq and is a predicted model, not a curated record. Gene Ontology annotation, biological process: protein phosphorylation; signal transduction. The transcript is spliced from 12 exons. NCBI's taxonomy places the organism in Eukaryota, Metazoa, Chordata, Actinopteri, Syngnathiformes, Syngnathidae. Gene Ontology annotation, molecular function: protein serine/threonine kinase activity; ATP binding; magnesium ion binding.